CUAGUAGGCGAAGUACCGUACAAACACGCAACCAUAUACAUGUAAUACAAAAACCAUUUGCACUGCAAGAAACAGAUUGUUUUUUUUACUUCGUUGAGACCGCACUUUCUCAAAUCAAUUUCUUGGAUAAAUCAAAGACUAACGAAAAGAUAAAGUGAAAAAAAUCGCUUGAUUUAUUUUGUUAUCAAAUCUGGUGCAUAAAAUUUAAGUGUAUUUUCCCUCAACGAAGUGUGCUGUUUUCGUAAAACGACAAAUCGACAAAAAAAAAACAGCAAAAUCAACUAGUCAAUUUCAAUUUUAAACGAUUCAAACGAAUUUUAGUCUCAAACAUUGAAUAAGUUUCUAGAACAAUUUAAUUUUAAUUUAUUGGGAAAUUGUACACAUAAGCCGCCAAGAUGUCUGAACGUAAGGCAGUUAUUAAAAAUGCUGACAUGAGCGAAGAAAUGCAACAAGAUGCCGUAGAUUGUGCGACUCAAGCAUUAGAAAAAUACAAUAUCGAGAAGGAUAUUGCAGCCUACAUAAAGAAGGAGUUUGACAAAAAAUACAAUCCAACUUGGCACUGUAUCGUCGGCCGGAAUUUCGGAUCAUAUGUAACACAUGAGACGCGUCACUUCAUUUACUUUUAUUUGGGUCAAGUGGCUAUUCUGUUAUUCAAAAGCGGUUAAAGCAUCGAAUCAUACAUGGCAGCGUAGAGAUCAGCUUAAUGUAGAGAUUAACAACAACUAUACACCUUUGAACAACUACAACAAAAACCGCAACAAUAAAAAUGCGCAAUUGGUCUUUUCCUUUAUAGUUGGAAUAUAUUUUAUGCAUUUAAUCAUUUUUCUUCAGUGUAAAGAAAUUUUCCAUUUUCUUUUUCCAUUUCAAUGUGGCAAUUUCUGUAAAAGACAUACCAUUUAACAAAAUCCUUUGAUGUUAUUUCGUAAGGCUCAAAAAGAAAUACGAAAAUCGAUUAGCAUAAUUAAUUAUUUAACAUCUCUUUAUCGUAAUCAGCUGAUUAAGAAAAAAAAACUGCAAAUUAAUAACAAAAGUAUUAAAACCAAUCAAUUCAAAAACAACAAAAAGACCAAGCGAUUAAUAAAAAAAAACUUAAUUUAACUAAUUUUAAUUAAAAAAGAAAAUAAUAUCUGAACGAAAAAAUCCGUUUAACCUAAUACAAAAUGUUCGAAACAUUUUCUUUCUUGAUGAGGAAUAAACAAAAUUGAAAAAAACUAUGAAAUUUUGUAAAAAUCAAAUACAAUUACAUUUUAAAAACAAAUCCAGGGGAAUAUCCACACGUCUGUACCUUGCAUUCACGCUGCAAACAUCAGCUUGAACUAUUUCAUUCCCCUUCAAAGAUCUUUUAAAUUAAAGAGAGAGAAUAAAACUCAAGCCAUAAAACAUUUUUUCCAUUACUUGUUUGAACCAUUGUCUAUUGUAAAAUCAGCCGAUUUCGAUGUUGACUUAACAUUUUGUGCUUAAAAAACAAAAAAUCAUAUUUUCUAAGUUGAAAAACAAUUUGAUAUGGCAAUUUUCACAUGUGAUAAAAACUUGAUAAAUUGUCUGACUGGUGGUGACUAUCUAUCAUUUAAAAAAAAAGAAACUGUCUAUUUGAGAUAAAUGUAAUAUUGAUCAGCCUUUUAGAUGUCAUUUUAUCUAUAGCAUAAAACUAAUUCUCUCAUGUUUGUCGAUAUUUAAUGGAUCAUUACAAUGUAACUUUAUUGUGAACAAAAUAGCAAUUCAGCCAUCCAACCAUAAUGAAGAUUAAACAACAACAACUUUUACUUGAAAA
Contarinia nasturtii (swede midge) is the source of this 1771-nucleotide messenger RNA. RefSeq names its product dynein light chain 1, cytoplasmic. The record is from RefSeq and is a predicted model, not a curated record. Gene Ontology annotation, biological process: microtubule-based process; cilium assembly. Lineage: Eukaryota; Metazoa; Arthropoda; Insecta; Diptera; Cecidomyiidae. The transcript has 3 exons. Gene Ontology annotation, cellular component: cytoplasmic dynein complex. The coding region runs from base 396 to 665 and encodes 89 amino acids. Gene Ontology annotation, molecular function: dynein light intermediate chain binding; dynein intermediate chain binding.